AUGAAACCAUGCUGGAGAGAUACGAGAGAUGCCUCGCAGAAUCCCAAAACAUCUCUAGCCCACCUCCGCAGACUCGGCUCGAUUUCGACGAUCUACGCAUCUGGCGUACCUCAGACGCAAUUCGUUACGCCUUCGCGGCCACAAUUCUGCCAGGCUUUCGGUCCACCUCCUAAGUCGCCAUCAACCGGCUUAAACAAUCCGAGUUCGCAUCCAAGCGAGACGAGAGCUCAACCAACCGUUCCGCUCUCAACUCCACCUCCAGGGCCACCUGGUACCGAUUAUAUCGAUUCGGACUCUUCGCAAAGCAUGCAAGAGUCAACGAUUCAUACCGUCCCAUCUGCUCUAGCAAAUGAAGAGUUUGCCGCGAGACCCAACUUGAGAACUCCUAUCAUCGAGUAUAUUCAGCUCGGAGCUGUCCCCAACGAAAAGUGGGCAUCUCGCACGCUAAAAGCCGAAAACUCGCACCUAACGUGUGUACAAGCAAAGCCUAAUCGAACCAUACCUAACGUGUGUUCACGGCGAAGAAGCCUACACCGUAAUGCACAAGACUCACCAAGAACCUUUCGGAAGCCAUUACGCAGGCCGAGCUCUUGUCAUACAAAUCAAAAAGCUAGGCUACUUCUGGCCAACAAUUAUAGCGAAUUGACCUACGGUGUCAUCCGGAUCAAAGCAAUUCCAAUACCUACUAGUCCGUACGACUACUUCACUAAAUGGAUCAAGGCCAAAUCAUACCAACAAACAACCGAACUCGAGGUCCGAAAAUUCAUCUGGAAAGAUAUCAUCUGUCGACACGGGCUCCCAUUCAAGAUCGUGACAGAUAACGGAUCUCAGUUUAUAGAUCAGUCAAAACAUUCCAAGUGUCGAAAUCAACCUAAACAGCAUGAUUCGACCUCAAACUAA
This is a messenger RNA of Microthlaspi erraticum, 900 nucleotides long. Lineage: Eukaryota; Viridiplantae; Streptophyta; Magnoliopsida; Brassicales; Brassicaceae. The record is from the annotation of a GenBank genome assembly.